GGAAAGAAUUUGAAGCUAUCACGGCCGUGGCGGGGACCAUAUACGAUUGUGAAGAAAAUUUCAGAUGUGGUGUAUCGAAUCGAGAAAAAUGCCAACAAAAGGAAUAGGUUAGUAGUCUAUUACAAUCGUCUUAAACCGUGUUUUGAACGACCGUUGAAAAGUCUACCUAAUCGACCACCAAACGAGACGAAACUGCAAUCGAAAGAAACCACCGAAACGAGAAAAGAAAACGUGGAGAAUUGUAGUGGCCAAACCCCGCAAACGGAACCCCCAACCAACGGAGGAAAUGAUGAGGAUGAGUGGACAGUGAGGUAUUUUAGAAGAAAUUUGAGACAAAGUAGACCAAGUCGGGCAAUUAACGGGGAGGAACCCGGACAAAAUUUACCUGAUGAGGUCCAAGAAGACAAGACGUACAACAUUUACCUGACGAAUUACAACAGGAUGGGCCAUUGA
Messenger RNA from Paramuricea clavata, 453 nucleotides. The record is from the annotation of a GenBank genome assembly. NCBI's taxonomy places the organism in Eukaryota, Metazoa, Cnidaria, Anthozoa, Malacalcyonacea, Plexauridae.